AUGCUCUUCUCCACCGCCGUCCUCCCCGUCUUCGUUGCCGGCCUCACCGCCGCCGCGACUGUCGAGCAGCGUCAGACCGACCCGACGAACCCGCAGAACCUCAUCAACUGCCCGCCCGGCGGGGGCGCUGAUGCGUGCCACCACGAGACUUCGUGCGACCGCAUCCGUAUCAACUAUGGCUGGGCGCUUAACGGGCACUACAUCUGGUACAACUACAACCCGGACGAUGUUCCGGAUGGCAAGCACAUCGAGGUCGACAAUGAGGGGACCUGCUAA
Molecule: messenger RNA, 276 nt
Organism: Schizophyllum commune H4-8
Lineage: Eukaryota; Fungi; Basidiomycota; Agaricomycetes; Agaricales; Schizophyllaceae
Exons: 3
Coding region: 1-276 (91 amino acids)
Source: RefSeq, a predicted model, not a curated record